AUGACGAGCCUGGCGCAGGGCAUGGCCUUCGACCCGCCGCGGCGCGGGCCGCCCUUGCAGCAGGAGGACCGCGAGGACGACGAGGCCCGCGCGUUGCCGCAGGCCUGGCUGGAGAGCCGCCUGCACGGCCUCUCCGAGGAUGAUUUCGGAGGAGGUGUCCGCAUUUUCAGCACCAGCGACCUGGAGGCCCCCGAGGCCUUCCGCGACGUGUGGCGCUCGAAGAAGAACAAAACACACACACACACACAAUCAUAA
Molecule: messenger RNA, 255 nt
Organism: Prorocentrum cordatum
Lineage: Eukaryota; Dinophyceae; Prorocentrales; Prorocentraceae
Source: the annotation of a GenBank genome assembly